Acanthoscelides obtectus is the source of this 3987-nucleotide messenger RNA. NCBI's taxonomy places the organism in Eukaryota, Metazoa, Arthropoda, Insecta, Coleoptera, Chrysomelidae. The record is from the annotation of a GenBank genome assembly.
CUGAAGUUUUGUACCCAUCAUCUUAGCCUAUAAAACUAGAUUAUAUCACUAUACUUACAUGCUGCAAUAAAUAAGCGCUGUAAUCACUCAAAUUUAACCACACAUAAACAAAAAAUAAAAGUAUUUAACGGUCCAAACCACCAAACAAACCAAACACAAGGAAGAAAGGAAGCAGUGACAGCUGUCAAAUAUCAGCUUCCAAUUCCGACAAACGACAACAGCGAUACCAGCGGCAUCCAACGGAUUGAUCACCAACUAAAAACACUGUUCCGAUUCAUCCCAUAAGAGUGAAUACCCCCUGACCCAUGCUUAAUUAAGGGUUUGACGACAUACUCUAAAUUCCGGCUGUUUUUUUCACCGCAAAAAACGUUGCCAGAUUUCCUGCGUUGCGCCUUGUCAGGCCUCAGUUGCCCUCAACCCCAUUCCAAAAAGUUAUACACUGACGUUUCAUGUUUUGCUGUCUUCUUUUUCGUUAACAUGAUGUUCCGUGAUUGUUGACAACUUGACCACCAAUUGAUAAUAUAAUCAUAUGACUGAAAACAAUCCUAAUUUGCCUAAUCCUAUUCUAGUUGUAAUAAUUCAUAAUAAUACUGAAUUUACUUUAAGCUAUGGGUGAGCAGUCCAUACCACCUCAAGAAAAUGGAAUACCAGAAAAGCAAAAGGCUAGCAAUCCGAAUGGAGACAACAGUAUGGAGAUACCUUCCUCCGAGGAUGACGAAUUUGAAGACAUGACCCCUGAAGAUUUCGAAAAACUUGACAGCCAGUUAGAUGCUCUUAACUCUGCUCUUGAUGAUAUGGAACAGCAGAAUGACAAUAUUCAUGCCAAGCUAGUGCAGUUGUUGAAUGAAAACAGGGAAGUACGACAGCAGUUGCAGGUACUGGAGCCAAAGAGUGGGUCAUCAAAGGAAUCCUAAUGAGGGAAAUCUUAGUAUAUACCAAUAUUUGUUAUAAUUUAAAAGAUUUUUAUUGUUGGCAAUUCAGGUAACGAGAGGUGGUUUUGUAUAAAAUUAUAUAACACUUGUGAUGUUUAUAUAUGCAUUUUGAAUCAGUAGCCUUUCAAAUACCAGUUUUUAAUUUGAAGUUGUCCUCCCAUGAAAUAAGGAUAUUGGUUUUGUACCUAUAUAUUUUUCAAAAACAAAUUGUUGGGUGUGGUGGAUGAAUUGUGUGAGGAUAUUUUAUUUUCAUUGCUCAAGGUAUUAUAUUUUUCAAAGUAUUUAUUUUUUUUUGAGAAACUCUACUCCAUAUACAUGGUCUUAUACUAGGAUAUAGUGCAUUUUCCAUGUAAUAUUAUAAUUAAUUGAUACCAAUUUUAAAUGAUUUGUAGUCAAGCAUUUUGUUCUUUCAAACAAUAACUACUGUAUUCUGUUUACAUGUACAGAUUUAAUAUCAGUUUUGUAAAACCUGUUCCAGUAUGAGGAUAUACAGGUAUAUAUAGUUUGUUCAAUAGUCAAGUAAUUUAACAAUAGACACUUUGUUAUGUCUCAAUAUCCUAUCUAAUGUUUAUUUGAGUAGAUAUUAUGUCAAUAAUUAUAUUUCAGAAAUACAAACUAGAUAAUACUGAACAAAAUAUUAAUUCAUAAUUCUGUCUUAAUUUUCAAAAGAUGUUCCAUGAACAGUUCCACAUCAAAAUCCUCAAUGAUAGUGACAUUAUCUUCUUUCUUUUUUAAAUGGUCCAGUACCAUUUGUCCCCUGGUAUGACUGCUGUAUAGUUCAAUAGUGGCAUUGUGCUUGCUGCAUUUUGUGAUAGCCUUUCGUGGAUUAAUAAAACAAAAUGCCAGAAAAGCAUCACAGGGCAUCCACCCAUUACUUUCAGCAUGCUUUUCUAUGCUUUUUUCUCCCCUGGCUAGCAGUUCAAGAUAUAGUUUGUCUGUAGCAAAUGUGUUGUAUAACCAGACCUGAAAAUUAGGUGAAUUAGCUAUAUGGCUGGUUUCUAGAAAUUUGAAGUAACUAAAAAAAAAAUCAGAAGCUACACAGGAAAAUAUGCCAGAUAUUUUCUUUUUCAAAUGGAAUUGUCUAUAACUAUUUUUCAAUAAUGAUAUGGCUUAUCCUCCUUUUUACUCGCGCAUCUUUUAAAAAAAACUUAUUCACACAAAUAAAAAUAUACAUAUGUAUUUCCUGCUGAAGAGAUCAGAAUGGGAUACAAUUUUUAUUCUGAAUACUGAUAGUCUGUGUCUAUACAUUUCAUGGCCAAUAAUCCUUAAUUGAAGGUUAUUUUCACAUCUUAUGGAAGUUUAAAUACCUCAUUGCACCACCUUUCUACUGUUUAGUAAAAGUGUUCUCAAAUGUUAAAGUCAAAUAAGGUUUUUGUUGCACCACUCCAAUUUGGAGGAAACUCAGCUGAGAUACUGAUACUGUAAUAACUUUUUAAAGAAAUUAAAAGUUAAACAAAUGAAACACCGUGAUAUAAUCACAUACUUCUAUUUAGAUUGAGUGAAAGUAACUUCCUCCCUGUACCCUUAUUAUAUUUGUUACUGUACAUACAAUAUUUAUCAUCAGUCCAAAAACAUACUCAAGUAUUUGCAACCUAAAAAAGCAUUUGAACAAUUUGGUGAAAUGAAUUGUGCUCCAUGGAUGUUGUUUCCAAUGAGUAGCUACAAAAUAUUAUCAUCACCCAAGCUUUGUAGAACUUGAUUGCGAACCUGGAAGAACUUUCUUUAUCCGCUGUUUUUAAUUUAUUGACAAACAGUGGUCAGUCAGAAAUGGGACCACAUUCUAAUGACAUGGGAUGAAAAAACAUUACAUUGUUCUGGUUCAUAGAAGAAACUGGAAACACCCAGAAUGUACAUUGUAAAGCCAAAAUAUUUAUAUUCCAUUGAAUUGUUGGAAAAUACCUCAUACUCUGCUUUUCCAUCCCCUAGUGUGCGUUAGGCUUCAUUGGUGGGUGGUGGGUGGAAAAGCGUCAAACUUUAUUAUAGAAAUACCUUUGAUAUCAGGACUGUGCUGCAUGGUUCCCAUGGAAGAAUAUAGAUUUCACAUUUCAAACAUUCUAAAACAAUGUGUACUGCUUCUGGAUCCAUGUAGAAGUUGAAUUCUGCUGAUGAUGUUAUAUUCCCAACUCCUUAAAGUAAGUUCUCUUAAUGACCUUGUUAAGCAUGUUAGAGAGUCUAAUAAGCGAUGGUGGAUAUAAAGCCUAAAAGACUAAAUAAUUUAAUAAUAUGCUGAGAAUAUGGAAAACGAGGAUUGUUCUCCUAUUAUAGAAAAACGCAUUUCUGCCAUUUUGUGCGUUUAGCCAUUGAUUAACAUAUUUUUCCUGAAGAUAGCCACCCAUAUACCGCGUUUCGGUGCCCAAAAAAUGAAUCAAGAUGAAAUGAGAUAUCCUGUUGUUUCUCCCCCUCGUAAUAAUCUGAAAUCUAGUUUGAAAAUGUAUCUUAUAGAUCGCGCAGUUUAUAAAUGGUCUGUUUUUGUGUGUGGUAUGUAUGAGAAGUGAUCAGUCGCGCAAUAUACUCCGCUCGCUAUGUACGUUGUCCACCUGUCAGCAAACAACAUUAUUUCACGUGGGGAUAAUUGCAUUAUCAUUAUCUCUGAUUAAGAAUAUCAUUUUGAAGUCAACCCAUUUUUCUCUCUCACGAUUGUAUACGAAGAUUAAGUUAAUCAUUGCUCUCAGUCGGUCUAGUGGCAUUUUUGUCACAACUUAGUUUCAGCCACUGUUGCAGCGAUUUUAAUGGAAUGUAAUGGAUGUUGAGGCUGUGCAGUGACAAAAUGGCUAACAGACUGAACGGUUAACAAUACGGAAAAACCGUCGAAAACAAAAAGGCAGAAUUUAAUCCCUUACAAAAUUACAAACGUGUUUAUCAAAAUGACUGCUUAUGCCCCAGCCCCAUCAUGGCGCCAAUUUGAACUUGUUCUUGUUGUUGAAGAUUUAUUUAGUAUUAGUGCUACAAUGUCAAUUUUGUAUAAUGAUUCGGUUACAUAUUUUUCUUCAAUCCAUUUUCUGUCAUUGUACAUUCUUGUCUAUUAAAAUUACGUCACUAUGUAUUUUGAUUAUUC